Cuscuta epithymum is the source of this 1842-nucleotide messenger RNA. The record is from the annotation of a GenBank genome assembly. Lineage: Eukaryota; Viridiplantae; Streptophyta; Magnoliopsida; Solanales; Convolvulaceae.
UUUGAACCAAAAUUUCUACGAAGUAUGUGGGAUCUUAAAGUGGACUAUAUGGGUAAUUACCACUUUAGAAUUUGCCUAUCAAUCGGCCCAUUUUAAAAGUGGGUCAAACGCAUACGCAUGACUAACUGCAUAACCCUACUUUGGUCCAUUAAAUACUAUCCUAUACUCCUUCGUACUAAUAACAAAACCCUAAGCUUGGAGUGAGCGCAGACACUUCUCUUUUCCAGAGCGAGUUCUCUUUUCCAGGUAGCGAAGAUGAAGUUCAACAUUGCAAACCCGACUACGGGUUGCCAGAAGAAGCUAGAGAUUGAUGAUGAACAGAAACUAGGAUGUGAGGCCAGGAAACUGUCCAGAGCAGUCCAUUUAGUGUGCUGAAUGGAAAUCGCUUAAAAGAAACUGCCAGAAAUCUAGAUACAUCUUAUUGCCAUGUGUACAAUUCAUAGGACUUUUCAGAUGUUAUCUUAGAGUGUGGCACAAUUUUCUUUUUCUGCGAUGUACAACGUAGGUUUUUUAAUGGCAGGCAUUACUUUUAUAUCUAAUCUGCUUGUGUCACGUGUAAUUUGUAAUUCUUUGGUGGGAACAGUUUUAGCCACAAGGUCCAGCUUUUGUAAAUACAAAGAUUCUAUUAUGUACAAUCAGUAGUUUUUCUAUAUUCCACUUGGAGAAUUGGUGUAGUGCAGCUAAUGGCCUAAUGCCAAAUGCCAUUUCAUUGAAUCAUUAACUUAUAAAAGUUUAAAUAUCUCAAUAAUGCAGUCGUGCCUUUUAUGACAAGAGAAUCUCUCAAGAAGUCAGUGGUGAUGCUUUGGGAGAGGAGUUUAAGGGAUAUGUAUUCAAGAUCAUGGGUGGAUGUGACAAACAAGGAUUUCCCAUGAAGCAAGGAGUCUUGACUCCAAACCGUGUUCGCCUUUUAUUGCCUAGAGGUACUCCUUGUUUCCGGGGUUAUGGAAGGCGUGAUGGUGAGAGGAGAAGAAAAUCAGUACGUGGGUGCAUUGUCAGUCCUUACCUCUCAGUUCUGAAUUUGGUCAUUGUGAAGAAGGGUGAAAAUGACCUUCCUGGAUUGACUGAUGUUGAGAAGCCAAGGAUGAGGGGUCCUAAAAGAGCAUCAAAGAUUAGGAAGCUCUUCAACCUGUCCAAGGAAGAUGAUGUCAGGAAGUAUGUCAACACGUACCGCAGGACAUUUACUAAUAAAAAGGGGAAGGAGGUUAGCAAAGCUCCUAAAAUACAGAGGCUGGUCACUCCGUUGACCCUCCAGAGGAAGAGGGCCAGAAUUGCUCAAAAGAAGCAAAGGAUUGCCAAGGCUAAGACAGAGGCUCAGGAAUACCAGAAGUUGCUUGCCAGUAGGCUGAAGGAGCAAAGGGAGAGGCGCAGUCAGAGUGUGGCCAAGAAGAGGUCCAAACUCUCUAUUACUUCUAAGCCAUCUGUUGCUACUGCUUAAGCCACGUUGCAUUAAUGUACCCUUUCUUUUUUGGACUUCUUGGUUUGUUACCUAGUUUUGAUGUUUCAAGUUUUGGAGAUUUUGUUAAACAGAUGAGACUUGAUACUGCCUUUAUUUAUAUUUAGAUUGAAACUUUUGGUGCUAUUUCUCUUUCUUCACACACACUCAAUUUUUACGAGUAAGUAAGGUCCUGUUUACUUUUUUUUUCUAUUAAGUCCUGUCUGGAUUAAGACGUCUGUCAGUAUUAAGACGUCUGUUUGGAAUAAGUGACACUAGUAUAACAAGCUGUUUACUAUGUGUAUUGAAUGUAUAGUCUGAAUUAUGUCAUUUUACCAAUUUAUCCUUAUGCAUGUAAGAAGUGCUGAAUCUAUAUUAUCUUUUUACUGAUUUUGUAUUUACGAUCUGGG